Molecule: messenger RNA, 949 nt
Organism: Zea mays
Lineage: Eukaryota; Viridiplantae; Streptophyta; Magnoliopsida; Poales; Poaceae
Exons: 3
Coding region: 165-623 (152 amino acids)
Source: RefSeq, a predicted model, not a curated record
UCAACGGGUCGGUGGUGGACCUAAAGACUUGGCAACCCAGCUCAAGCCCGUCUCCUCCUCCUCUUGUCAACCGCAACGUUAUCCGCAUCACCCCCUUCCGUAGGAGAAACGGACUGAGGUGCUCAGCUGACGCCGGUCGCCUCGCAGUGGCAAGUGCCCGAGCGAUGCAGCAGAUAAUCAGCGCCUGCAAGCUGCCUCACACGCAACGGGCCGCCGCGUUCCUGCCGCCGAGGCCAUCGCUCAGGCGCCUUCCAGUCCCAGCAGGAGGUGCGCCGCCGCCGCGGCGAUUGGUGGUCAGGAGGAGAUGCCAGGAAGAGAAUAAGCAGCAGCAAGAGGCCGAGGAGGGAAGCGGCGCUGACGAGCAGGAGCAGCAGAAGAGAACGUUCCUGAGCCUGGAGGAGGCCGGGCUGGUGGAGAUGUCCGGACUCAGCACGCACGAGCGCUUCCUCUGCCGCCUCACCAUAUCGUCUCUGAACCUCCUGAGAGUGAUCUCGGAGCAGGAGGGCGUCCCGAUAGAGGAGCUCAACGCCGGGCGCGUCUGCGACUGGUUCCUCAAGGACAAGCUCAAGAGAGAGCAGAACGUCGGCACCGCCGUCUUGCAGUGGGACGACCCUGGCUUCUAGCUAGUUCCAGCUUCGUUCUGAGCCAAUGAUCAUGCUAUUCUACACUGCAGCGCACGCAGGGGCUAUAUAUUUCAGGGCUUCAGGCCCUUCACGGGAUGAGCAACCAAUGCCACAUGUUCAGUAAUCUCAGAAUUUCAGUUUCAAGAAUGGGCGCAUCAAUCCUGGCCAUUCCAUUUAUAUAUCUUUCGGUUUGGUUUCAUCUUUACAAAUUUUCUGUAGCGACGAACAUUUUUCCUGUGCGGAAAAUGGGAAAGGAAUUUACGGGUAAACUGAUUUUGGGAGAUAGAUCGAGUUUCUUGCAAAUAAAUUCUGUCAGCUCCAAUUUA